AUGAAGGCGGAUCCCAACGGCGGCAAACCCCCAGUCGCGUCCAGCAUGGGCCUGAACCUGCCGAUACGCGGCCCGCCGCCGAGCUGCCGCAACCAGGACAGUCGAAACUACUUUACGAGCUACACGCCGCCCAGCUCAACCGAGGCCAUCAACGGGCCGGUCAGGAAGCAGAGAGAUCCGGCGCCGGUGAGUGACCGGCUCAUUGUUGGUGUCGACUUUGGCACCACGUUUUCCGGAGUCGCUGCCGUCUACACCUCGACACCCGACGACAUCGAAAUCAUCAAGACGUGGCCCGGUGGAAACGGCAUCACGUCGGACAAGGUCCCCACGGAAAUCGCCUACGACUCCCCUCCCGACCCCCCGUCCGGCGCAGAGCCAACGACGAAAUGGGGGUUUCAGUUUCGCCCCGACGAAUCUCGUCUGCGCUGCAUCAAGCUCUUUCUCGACCGGUCCCAGAAACUGCCCUUUUACGUCAGCCCCCUGGACACUGCCGCCCAGCUGAAGCGCUUCAACAAGAACGUCGUCGACGCCGUGAGCGACUACCUGACCCAGAUUUACAAGCACACAAUGGACACCCUCACCCGACGCUACGGCGAGUCCUUCAUGGCCUCGACCAAGGUCGAGUUUGUCCUGACGUGCCCGGCGGUCUGGAGCGACGCGGCCAAGAACACGACCCUGCUGGCGGCCGAGAGGGCUGGCAUGGGCAGCCGUUCCGAGAUUCAGAUGAUAAGCGAGCCUGAAGCAGCCGCUGUGUACACCCUCAAGGCCAUUCAACCAAAUCACCUGAACAUUGGAGACAACUUUAUCGUCUGCGACGCAGGCGGCGGAACCGUCGACCUGAUUGCCUACAAAAUCAUGUCGUUGAAGCCCUUGCGGGUGGAAGAGUCCGCCCUCGGAACCGGCGGGCUAUGCGGGAGCGCCUUUCUCAAUUACAGGUUCGAAGAGCACGUUAAAAACCGGCUUGGUGUGGGAAAGUUUGACGAGAUGAAGACGAAAAAGGGCAAGACUUGGCAGAUGGGGCUGAAGUACUUUGAGGAGUUUGUGAAGCGCAACUUUAACGAGGAUGAGUACCAGGAGAUUAACGUUCCUUUCCCUGGGCUUGCCGAUGAUGAAGAAGCUGGUCUCGACUCGGGAUUCCUAUUAAUGACGGCCGAGCAAGUCAAAGACAUCUUCGCGCCCGUUGUCAAGGAGGUGUGCGACCUGGUUCGCGGCCAGGUUGAAGGGCUCAGGGCAAAAGGAGGCAUCGUUUCAGGCAUCGUGCUUGUCGGCGGCUUCGGGCAAAGCGACUACCUCUACCGACAGCUAAAGGCGCACUUUACCAGCGCCGCUCCGCCGCCGUACAGCGAACGGCCGACGCACGCGAGCGCCAGUGCCACGCAGGAAAUGGGGUCAAUCGAGGUGAUGCAGCCAGUGUACGCCUGGACCGCCGUCGUCCGCGGCGCCGUCCUGAGAGGGCUGGAAGGCAACAUGGUGAUUUCGCGCAAGUCAAGGAUGCACUACGGAACCUCGUAUGCCACCGUGUAUGACGAAGAGAAGCACUCGGUCAGCGAGCGAUACUGGUCGCCUCUGUGGGAACGAUGGAUGGUUUCGGACCGGAUGCAGUGGCACAUUGCCAAGGGCGAAGCACUCUCUCCGCUGUCGCCGAUUGCGUUCCACUACACGCGGAAUUUCCGGCCGGGCCAGUCGCUGAUGGUGACGGACGACCUGAUAGCAUGCGAUGCGGACGAGCCUCCGGCGGCUCACACGCGCGAGCUGACGCACGUAUGCACGCUGACGACAGACCUGAACGCGGUUCCGCGCAGCUUGUUUACGCGGCUGACGACGACCCGCGGCGUGGAGUUUGACAACCUCGACUUUACGCUGGAGAUGGUUGUGGACAGCGCAGGGCUGGGGUUCGAGCUCAAGGUCGACGGGGUCCGGUACGGGCGCGUCGAGGCCGAGUUUCACUGA
This is a messenger RNA of Ustilaginoidea virens, 1950 nucleotides long. RefSeq lists its product as uncharacterized. The record is from RefSeq and is a predicted model, not a curated record. The transcript has 5 exons. The coding region runs from base 1 to 1950 and encodes 649 amino acids. NCBI's taxonomy places the organism in Eukaryota, Fungi, Ascomycota, Sordariomycetes, Hypocreales, Clavicipitaceae. Gene Ontology annotation, molecular function: ATP binding; ATP-dependent protein folding chaperone.